UUAGCAGAAAAAGCGAGCUAAGGCAAGUGAAGAAGAUUCGAGGGUAAUGGCUUCUGGAUCGAGCGAAGUGGAAGAGGAGGAGCAGGAGCGCAUGAUGCUGAGGGACAGGCCGGAGUGGGCUGACGUCACUCCGGUGCCGCAGGACGACGGUCCCUGCCCGGUGGUUCCGAUCAAUUACACGGAGGAGUUCGCCGAAGUAAUGGACUACUUCCGCGCCGUUUACCUUGCCGACGAGCGCUCACCACGCGCCCUUUCCCUCACCGCCGAAGCCAUCCACUUCAACGCCGGAAACUACACCGUGUGGCAUUUUCGGCGGUUGUUGCUGGAGUCGCUGAAGGUUGACUUGCAUGACGAACUGGAAUUCAUUGAGCGUAUAGCCGCCAAAAACUCCAAAAACUAUCAGAUAUGGAUCUCGCAUUGCUCCAAGAAUAUACAAGAAUUGAUGUUGAUGGCAGAUGUUUGUAGGCAUCAUAGACGAAGGGUUGCUGAGAAACUAGGGCCUGAUGCUAGAAACGCUGAACUUCAAUUCACCAAGAAGGUACUCUCUGUUGACGCCAAGCACUAUCACGCAUGGUCUCAUCGCCAGUGGGUUCUCCAGGCACUAGGAGGAUGGGAAGAUGAACUUGAUUAUUGUAGCCAACUUCUUGAACAAGACAUUUUCAACAACUCUGCCUGGAAUCAGAGAUAUUUUGUCAUAACAAGGUCUCCCUUCCUGGGUGGCCUUAAGGCCAUGAGAGAGUCUGAAGUGCUCUACACUAUCAAAGCCAUCGAAGCUUACCCUGAAAACGAGAGCUCAUGGAAAUAUCUUCGAGGACUUUACAAAGGUGAAACCACAUCAUGGGUAAACGAGCCUCAAGUUUCAUCAAUUUGUUUAAAGAUUUUGAGUUCCAAGAGUAACUAUUUGUUUGCUCUUAGCACUCUUUUGGAUCUUAUCUGUCAUGGUUAUCAACCAAAUCAAGACUUCAGAGAUGCCAUUGAGGCUUUGAAGAUUCCAGAUUUAGAUACACAAGAUCUAGAUAUAGCAAGCAUGAUUUGUUCGAUCCUGGAAAAGAUUGAUCCGAUUAGAGUUAACUAUUGGAUCUGGCGUAAGAGUAGGCUUCCUCAAGUAGCCUAGUGAAUAGAAAACAUGCAAGGAGAAGGGACAGCUUAUAUGCCUUCUGUGUAAUUUUCCCAUAAUCCGUAGAAAUUAGAUAUUUGGUCAUUGCUUCAAUGUGGUGUUUGUAUUUCUGUGUGCAUGACUGCAUUUUUUUCCAACAAAAUUACAGGCAUUCGAGUUCAAUCAAAGUAUUACCAGCA
Arachis ipaensis is the source of this 1296-nucleotide messenger RNA. NCBI's taxonomy places the organism in Eukaryota, Viridiplantae, Streptophyta, Magnoliopsida, Fabales, Fabaceae. The record is from RefSeq and is a predicted model, not a curated record.